Molecule: messenger RNA, 3947 nt
Organism: Sorghum bicolor (sorghum)
Lineage: Eukaryota; Viridiplantae; Streptophyta; Magnoliopsida; Poales; Poaceae
Product: auxin response factor 25
Exons: 14
Coding region: 902-3589 (895 amino acids)
Biological process (GO): regulation of DNA-templated transcription; response to hormone
Cellular component (GO): nucleus
Molecular function (GO): protein binding; DNA binding
Source: RefSeq, a predicted model, not a curated record
AAAAAAGGGAAAAGAAAGCAAGGAGCACCGCACCACGCCACUCCACUCCACUCCCCUCCCCACCUCGAUCCAGCCAUGGCGGCCUAGGCCCCCCUAGGGUUCCCCGUCAUCCCCCCACCCAGGCGCCUCCUGCCGCUUCCUCCGCUCCCCACCCGGUGGUCGCGCUGCCCGAUUCGGCCGCCGGCGUCGAAUGGGAGGAGGCCACCCGGUGCUCGGAGCCGAGCGUGACCGCGCGCUGCCGACGCGGCCGGCGGUUCCCUGAGCUCGGCGCCCGAGGGGAACUCUCGGCGUCGGCGCCGGCGCGCGGGGUUUAGGGCGGCUGGCUGGUUCGGAGCGCGCCGCGCGCGCAAUGGGGGAUUUGAGGCGGUUCUGGUGGUGAGUCGCGGCGGCGGGUCUUUGGUUCUGCGAGCGCGUGAGUGGCCUGUGCUCGUGAAGGUGGUGGUGGGUGUCUAGCUGCUCCGUGAUCUGAUGAGCUCAGCUCCGGCGUCCCGCCUCGGUUUCUCCGCGCGUUUGCCCAGAACCCAGCUUCUUGGAUCAGGCCGUGCUCAUUUCGGCGCUUUUCUUCGGUUCUUUGGGGAAAGGUUGGAGCUUUGAGGUGGUGUUGCCUGGCGAGGGUGCGCGGCUGAGGAUUUCUGGGCGAUGAGGUCGGCGAUGGCGCGCGUUUGCCGCGACAGUCCGGGGUUCGGGUAGCCGGUUCUUCAAGCGGAUUUGGCUGCUGCUGCGUGGGAAGGGGGAGGUGGCGGCGGCAGCAGCAGCAGCAGCAGAGGAAGGGUUGCUUUGAAGCGGAAGGGAACCCGGCUGGCAUUACUGCGGGGAGCAUGGUGAGGUGCUAAGGAGGAACAGCUCCCGCAGUCGGUCAUUCUCGCCGUGUUCUUGUCCAAGGUCGUACUGGUGGUGGGAGAUGAACCUCUCCCCGCCCAAGAUGUCGGAGCCAUCCCCUGAAAGUGACGGGGAACAAAGGUGUCUGAACUCAGAGCUAUGGCAUGCAUGCGCAGGGCCCCUUGUGUCCCUGCCUGUGGUUGGGAGCCGGGUCGUCUACUUUCCUCAGGGCCAUAGUGAGCAGGUUGCUGCAUCAACUAAUAAAGAAGUUGAUGCUCAGAUCCCAAACUACCCAAACCUACCUCCACAAUUAAUCUGCCAGCUUCAUAAUGUCACAAUGCAUGCUGAUGCGGAGACUGAAGAGGUGUAUGCCCAAAUGACACUGCAACCAUUGAGCCCGGAAGAACAAAAGGAACCUUUUCUUCCAAUCGAAUUGGGUGCUGGUAGCAAGCAGCCAACUAAUUACUUCUGCAAGACGUUGACUGCAAGUGAUACGAGUACCCAUGGUGGAUUCUCUGUUCCGCGCCGAGCAGCUGAGAAAGUCUUCCCCCCAUUGGAUUUUUCACAACAGCCUCCAGUUCAAGAGCUGGUUGCAAGAGAUCUGCAUGAUAAUGAGUGGAAAUUUCGGCACAUUUUUCGUGGUCAGCCAAAAAGGCAUCUACUGACGACUGGUUGGAGUGUUUUUGUAAGCGCAAAAAGACUAGUAGCAGGGGAUUCAAUCAUCUUUAUCUGGAAUGAUAAUAACCAACUUCUCUUGGGAAUUCGUCGUGCAAAUCGUCCACAGACUGUAAUGCCCUCUUCUGUGCUUUCAAGUGAUAGCAUGCACAUUGGUCUUCUUGCUGCAGCAGCUCAUGCUGCAGCCACAAACAGUCGUUUCACUAUUUUCUACAACCCCCGGGCUAGCCCCUCUGAGUUUGUCAUUCCACUGGCUAAGUAUGUGAAAGCUGUUUACCACACGCGUGUGUCUGUUGGAAUGCGGUUCCGGAUGCUUUUUGAGACAGAGGAAUCAAGUGUUAGACGAUACAUGGGUACAAUAACAGGCAUAAGUGAUCUGGACUCAGAGCGUUGGCCAAACUCGCACUGGCGUUCUGUGAAGGUUGGUUGGGAUGAGUCUACAGCUGGUGAUAAACAGCCAAGAGUUUCACUAUGGGAGAUUGAGCCACUGACGACCUUUCCGAUGUACCCAACUGCCUUUCCAUUAAGGCUAAAGCGUCCGUGGGCUUCAGGACUACCUAUGUUCAAUGGUGGGAGGAGCGAUGAGUUCGCUCGUUAUUCUUCUCUCAUGUGGCUUCGAGAUGGAAACAGAGGGGCUCAGUCACUGAACUUCCAGGGACUUGGAGCAUCACCAUGGCUUCAGCCAAGAAUAGAUUAUCCAUUGAUGGGUCUGAAGCCAGAUACUUACCAGCAGAUGGCUGCUGCCGCACUGGAAGAAAUUAGAGCUGGGGAUCAUUUGAAGCAAACAUCUUCUCUACUGCCAGUCCAACAGACUCAAAAUUUGAAUGGUGGAUUAGAUCCUUUGUAUGGAAAUCCUGUUCUACAGCAGAUGCAAUUCCAAUCUCAGCAGUCACCCCUGCAAGCUGUGCAGCAAGGUUAUGGUCAGAAUGCAAGCGAAUCUGGUUUCCUUCAAAAUCAGCUGCAGCAGCUGCAGCUGCAAAAGCAGCAGGAGCCACCACAGCAGCAGCAGCAGCAGACACAAGUUCUGCAGCAACAAUCGCAUCAGGAAAUGCAACAGCACCUCUCAGCUAGUUGUCAUGAUAUUGCUAACGUAGCUUCUGGUGUGUCCGAGUCUGGAUCUGCUUGUCAAUCACAAUCUUCUUUGCUUUCUGGGUCAUCGUUCUAUCAACAGAACCUCUUUGAUGGAAACAAUGGCCCAGAUCUGCAUCUGCACAACAGUUUCCACAACUUUUCAAGCCAAGAGUCCUCCAACCUUCUUAAUCUCCCAAGAAGUGGCCAAUUAAUGGCAUCAGAGGGAUGGCCUUCAAAGAGGUUGGCUGUGGAAUCUCUUGCUGGUCAUGAGCUUCAACCUGUGCAGCUCAAGCUUGAGAAAGUGAAUCACCAGAGUAAUGUAUCUCACGUUUCUGGCACCUUGCCGCCAUUGUCAGCAAGAGAUGGUUCUAGUGCCCAGGCUUGUGGUACAAAUGUUCAGAGUAACCUGCUUUCAUCAUCAUUUGCUAUCCAUGAUGGCUUGUCAACCGUCAGGAGUGGUGGUGUUGGCAGUGGAACUGAUGCGAUAACCAUAGCUUCGUUGAGAUAUGGUGAUAUGAAUUUGCUACCUGAAAACUCCAUAGCAACGUCCAGUUGUUUGGGUGAAUCAGGAACCUUCAAUUCUCUUGACGAUGUUUGUGGUGUAAACCCAUCACAAGGUGGAACCUUUGUGAAGGUUUACAAAUCAGGGUCCCUCGGGAGAUCGCUCGAUAUCACCAGAUUCAGCAGCUACUACGAGUUACGUAGCGAGCUCGAGCGGUUAUUUGGUCUUGAAGGCCAAUUGGAGGACCCUGUAAGAUCAGGCUGGCAGCUUGUAUUCGUCGACCGGGAAAAUGAUAUUCUUCUCGUCGGCGACGACCCGUGGCAGGAGUUUGUGAAUAGCGUAUGGUGCAUAAAGAUCCUCUCGCCACAAGAUGUGCAGCAGAUGGUCCGCGGCGGAGGCGACCUUCUGUCUGCACCUGGAGCGAGGAUGCUGCAGAGCAGUGUCUGCGAUGACUAUUCUGCAGGCCACGACAUGCAGAACCUCACCGGCAUCAUUGCACCUGUGGUGCCUCUGGACUACUGAGACUGAGAUGAAGACCGGAAUCUGAAGUUCUGAACCAAAACCAGCAAUUCAGCACCGGAGGAUUGCCAUCCACAAGUCGUUUCAGUUCCUAUGAUCUUCUCUCAUGUCCUGUUGGUCAGAAAUAACCUAGUCAUUAAUAUAGCUAGAUGAGAUGAUCCCUUGUAUCAUUAUGGUAAUGGACAUGUUGUACGAUAGCUACUGUAGCUAUGUGAUAGCCAUAGCCUAAGCUCUAAAUGGCAGGGAAGAAUUGUUCUAUGAAAGUAUGAAUGCAGGCACUCACUGUAGAGGUGAUCUAGCCCUGUAGUUCUCUAUAUUAUCUUAUAUCGAAAACUGAUGGUUCCUUGUGGCGCCUAAACUA